Molecule: messenger RNA, 1122 nt
Organism: Contarinia nasturtii (swede midge)
Lineage: Eukaryota; Metazoa; Arthropoda; Insecta; Diptera; Cecidomyiidae
Gene: p24-1
Product: transmembrane emp24 domain-containing protein 3
Exons: 4
Coding region: 247-891 (214 amino acids)
Biological process (GO): Golgi organization; intracellular protein transport; endoplasmic reticulum to Golgi vesicle-mediated transport
Cellular component (GO): Golgi apparatus; endoplasmic reticulum; endoplasmic reticulum-Golgi intermediate compartment
Source: RefSeq, a predicted model, not a curated record
CAGCUGCCAAAAGUAAAACACUUUUUUCUCUCAUUAAAGUUACACAUAUGCAUAUUUCAGAAUUUGUCAUUUGAUCGUAUAUACGCUGCUAUCAAAAUCAAAUUCAAUAAACCUCAAUGAAUCCAAUACAUAACAAAUAAACACUCAUUUUCGGUGUUACGUUCAACGAUUUAACGAGAAAAGGAAUAAGUGUCAAUCGAGUGACGGACCACAUAACACAAAUUCAUUGGUUAACAAUUCACAAAAAUGCUUACAAAUAGUUUAUUGUGUUAUUUUUUGGCACUAUUUUUAGUGUAUCAGAGUGUAUCUGGUGUAGAAUUAACAUUCGAUUUGCCAGAUAGUGCUCGUGAUUGUUUUUAUGAAGAGGUUAAAAAGAAUACGUCCGUAGUUUUAGAAUAUCAGGUUGUGACCGGAGGGCAAUACGAUGUUGACGUAGUGCUAGAGGGACCAAACCAAGAAAUUCUUUAUCAAAACACUCGAUCUCAAUUCGAUUCACAUCAAUUCACAACAGAUACGGACGGUGUAUAUACGGUGUGCUUUAGCAAUGAAUUUUCAACAUUCAGUCACAAAAUUAUUUAUAUGGAUUUCCAAGUUGGCGAAGAAAACCCAUUGACACCAGACUUUGAAGCGCAUUCGACGGCAUUGACACAACUCGAAUCAGCCGCUCAGGAAAUUCACAAGAGCCUGAACGCGAUCUUAGAUUAUCAAACACAUCAUCGUUUGCGUGAAGCUCAAGGUCGCAAACGGGCCGAAGAAUUGAAUGAACGUGUACUUUGGUGGUCAAUUGCUGAAGCAUUCGCUAUUUUCGCCAUCACAAUCACACAAGUGCUUGUACUAAGAAACUUCUUCACUGAUCGGGCCGCGCAUCAACCACGAUACGGACGUUUGUAAAACAGUUUUUUUUAGCUUAAUAUUGAGUACAUGAUGUAAUUUAUCUUUGCUGUUUAAAUUUUUUUUCCAUAACACGGUGCAACAUAAACAAAGAACAAAAAACAAAACAGAAAAAUCUUUUUAAAGGAAAACUCAACAGAAUGAACAAAUUAGUGUGCUUAGAUUGAGAAUGCAAUUUAUGUAUUUAAAUAAAAACAAAAUGGAACAAAAUACCAAAACGAAUGUAACAUU